Messenger RNA from Menidia menidia (Atlantic silverside), 1158 nucleotides. NCBI's taxonomy places the organism in Eukaryota, Metazoa, Chordata, Actinopteri, Atheriniformes, Atherinopsidae. The record is from the annotation of a GenBank genome assembly.
AUGGCGCUGCGCACGGUUUGUACCACCGUGUUACGAACUGGGACAGAUUUAGGGGUCAGCAAGACCAGAUCGUUUGUUACAACAGCUCUCCUCUGCCGACGGGUGCCUCCACCAAAUCCCAUACCAAAUGAGGAUAUUGACACUACGAACCUGGAGUCAUUAGAGAAGUAUCGCAGCUACACAAGCUACUUCAAAGAAGCCGAGAAGGCAAAGAACAGGGCUGUGUGGUGGAAAACCUACAGGAAGCAUGUGGAGGGAGCCGAUCCUGAGCACGGGGCCGACCGAGUGGACAUCGGACUCCCUUACUGUCGACCCAGCAGGAUCAAAGAGGUGAAGGAGAGGAGGCAGGUGAUGAAGGACAACAAGAGGAAUGUGGAGCUGGAGCGGGCCUCUCGCCUGCGCACCCUGAAAAUCCCCCUGGAUAGAGUCCAGGAAACGUGGGAGAAGAGCAGCGGGCCGUUUCACAUAAUGAGGCUGGCAGACCACUACGGCGUCUUCAAGGAUCUCUUCCCCAAAGCUUAUUUCCUACCUCAGGUCACACUGCGCAUCUCUUACGGCCAAGAGAACAGCGGUCAAGUGUUCUAUGGAAAUCAGCUGACCCCGGCUGAACCUCCCCCCCCCCAGAUCAGCUUUGAAGCAGAGCAGGACUCCCUGUGGACCGUCCUGCUUACCUCUCCGGAUGAGCAUCUUCAGCAUAAUGAGGCAGAGUACAUCCACUGGCUCGUGGGGAACAUACCCGGCAGCGCUGUGCAGAAGGGAGAAGAGCUGUGCCACUACCUGCCCCCUGUCCCCGCCAGAGGAACAGGCUUCCACCGCUACAUUUACAUCCUCUUCAAGCAGGAGGGGGCCAUCAACUUCCAGGAAGACGUUUGGCCCUCACCAUGCCGUUCCCUGGUGGAUCGCACAUUUAAGACGGUGGAAUUCUACAGAAGGCACCAGGACCACAUGACGCCUGCAGGCCUGGCCUUCUUCCAGUGCCAGUGGGACGAAUCUGUCACCAAAACCUUUCACGACACACUCAACAUGAGGGAGCCAGUUUUUGAGUUCAUCAGGCCUCCAGUGUACCACCCUCCACAGGUCAAAUACCCCCAUCGGCAGCCCCUGCGCUACCUGGAUCGAUACAGAGAUGGAAAGGAACACACAUAUGGAAUAUACUGA